AUGUCUAAUGCUCCCCUAUUACAAAGAACUCCAGGUAAAAAAAUUGCACUUCCAACAAGAGUUGAACCGAAAGUAUUUUUCGCCAAUGAAAGAACUUUCUUAUCAUGGUUAAAUUUCACAGUGAUGCUAGGUGGUCUAGGUGUUGGUCUAUUAAACUUUGGUGAUAAAGUUGGUAGAAUCAGUGCAGGUUUAUUUACUUUGGUUGCCAUGGGUACAAUGAUAUAUGCUCUGGUCACAUAUCAUUGGAGAGCUGCUGCCAUUAGACGUAGAGGUUCUGGCCCAUAUGAUGAUAGAUUAGGUCCUACUUUAUUGUGUUUCUUCUUAUUGGUCGCUGUCAUUAUUAAUUUCAUUCUAAGAUUGAAGUAUGGUGAAAACGCAUCUGUUUCUGAUUUGUGA
Maudiozyma barnettii is the source of this 396-nucleotide messenger RNA. It is a transcript of the gene VTC1, whose product is annotated as Vtc1p. The transcript has a single exon. The coding region runs from base 1 to 396 and encodes 131 amino acids. NCBI's taxonomy places the organism in Eukaryota, Fungi, Ascomycota, Saccharomycetes, Saccharomycetales, Saccharomycetaceae. The record is from RefSeq and is a predicted model, not a curated record. Gene Ontology annotation, cellular component: vacuolar transporter chaperone complex; fungal-type vacuole membrane.